GGGCCUCCGGUUGGCUGUGGUCACGUGACCAGCCGAAUGCGUACGCGCCGGGACCAGCAGUGAAGAUGGCGGACGAGAGCGCGGACGGGGAUUCGGAGCAGAGUGGCCGCGGCUGGGCGGAUGAGGACACGUUUUACGCCAUGGAGAGUUUGCAGGCGACGCUGCAGCACCUCGAGGCCGCUCUGAGGCAGCGAGACAUCUCGGAGGCCUCGUCCACGGAGUACUGCGACAACUUCUGUCAGGCUCUCAUGCACUAUGCCGGGAGUCGGAACUCGGUCGAGCACGGACUCACGCUGCUGGAAGUCUACUGUCUCUCCAUCAACUGCUUUGCGUCAGCCAGGCCACACCUAACGGCCGAUUCGUCCAGCGUGGCCCUCGUGCUGAAGAGACUUGCGCUGAGCUGCUUUGAGUUGCUUCUGUCUGUACCUCAGAAUGAGAUCCCACUUGAAGCCUGGCUGCAGUUUCACGGCUCUGUUCAGGCAGCCCAUGAAGCGAUGCUGGAGUACGGAAGCACCGACCUCCAGGCGCUGGUCCAGAUCACUGGAGAGGGAGGAGCAUGGAGUAACCCCGCUCUCGUCGCCCUUCUCACCGAACAGCCUACAGAAGCAGAUGAAUUAAAUGCCUACCUGGGUCUGGAGGGAGGGGAUUUUUUGGAGAUGAGGAUCAAGCACCUGGAGAAAGUAGGAGAGGUUGAGAAGGCUCUGAUCCUCACUAAAGCCUGUGGCAACUGCAGCUUGUUGCCCAAUCAGGCCACCUUUCGCCAAACUUAUGUCACACAGCUCUGUCAGCAGCUGCCCAGCGAGGAGGCCAUUCUCGAGAUUUCCAGGUUGGAUGGAAAAGAUGUCUUGGACAUUAUUUGCAAUAUGGAGACAGAAGGUGACGAGAACACGGCCUUCAUUCUCUGCACCACAUAUUUGACGCAGCAGCUGCAGAAAGGAAGCCUGUACUGCUCCUGGGAGUUGACACUGUUUUGGAGUAAGCUGCAGAGGAGGCUCGACGGUUCCCCUGAUUCGUUCCUUGAACGCUGUCUCCAGUUCGGGGCGAUAGCGAAAACCGUCUACCAUCUGAUGUUCCUUAUUCGAGUAAUUCAGACUGAGGUAAUGCACCUUGGUCUGGCAGUGUCUGUUGAACUUUGCGUGAAAGCCCUUCAGCUUCCCAGGCAGGAGUAUCCAGAAACCAAAACCACUGUCUGCAAAACUGCAGCCUGUCUCCUGUUGGAUGAUUUGGAGGUGCUGCGAGCAUGCCAGCUUACAGAGUUCCUUUUAAGCCCCUCUCCAGAGGCGUUUGCAGGCCUUGAGGAUCUUUACAAGCGUCCUGAUCAGAAGUAUGACGAGGAGAACGCUAUAAUCCCAAAUUCAUUACGCUGUGAACUGCUGCUUGCACUCAAAGCCCAUUGGCCAUGUGACCCAGAGUUCUGGGACUGGAAGACUUUAAAGUGCUACUGUAUGAAGUUGCUUGGCCUGGAACCUGAAGAAGAGGACAGUCCUGUGUUGGAAGACACCCAUAGUGUGCCAACCGUGGUGAACAGAGAGGAGGAACAUGUUGAAGAAAAGCAUGAGGGUGACGAAAGCAGCAGAUCUGAAGUGAAGAGUGAGCAGCACAAGACAGAUGAAGGGACACUGCAAAGAAAAGGCUCAAAAGUGCUGCUUUGGACUUCGGAAAGAUCCAAAAGAUGGCUUCAGUACAAAGUACGCUGCGAGAUAUGCCAGAAGGACGUGAUUGAGACACGGUUGUCUCAUCAUGCCAGAAAGCACGUGGAGAACGGUAUGUGGACGUGUCCCGUAUGCCUGCAAAAAUGCCAAAGCAAAGAUGAGUUUGUGCCACAUUCCAAACAACACCUCCAGAUGCCUCCGUACCAUCUGAAAAGGAAGAAAGUUAAAAAUAAGGUGAAAAACGAACAGGAAACAGGUGAACGUGAGUUGAAAGGCUUGGAACCUUGUGAGAUAAACUUGGAACCAUUCUCUGGUGUGUUAGACCGUGUCAUGGAGCCAGCUGCCAUUGUGCCUAAUCAAGAAGCAGAAGCUGAUGAUGGUGAUGAUUACAUCACAUUUGAUUACAUAAAUACGCACUAUAAGUUACAGGAUCGUGAGGUUUAUGUUUGCCCUGCCACUAACUGUUCAAAAAACUUCAAACUUUUCAAGUACUUGGGUGUUCACUUGAAGAAUGAUCACGAUGAGACAGACCCAAAUGUCAAGCAUUACAUCGAGAUGACUAAUCGUCGAGAGAAGUGUACGUUCUGCCGACGAACGUUUAUAACGGCCCAUCACAACCAAAAGCACCGGUGUGUACAUUACGGAGCUUGUCCUUACGUAUGCGUCGUUGCAGGUUGCAGUGCUCGCUUUGAGUCAAUCAACAAACUCAUCAUGCACAAGCACAGACACGGCUUUCGGCUGUCCUACCACUGCGAACUGAAGGGUUGUAGCCUUUCCUUCUGCGAUCUGGGUCAGCUGUACCACCACGAAGCUCAGCACUUCCGAGAUGCAGCGUACACGUGCACCAGCCCAGACUGCAAGAAGUUUUACUACUCUCGUCAGGAAUUUCUGAAACACAUGGACACCCAUGGGAUCACCUUCACAGAGAAGGACUUCGAGGCCCAGAGGGAGGCAAAAAGGAAACUUUUGGUGCCGGUUUUAGAAGAGGAUGAUUGCUUAAAAGCAUCCGUUAAAUCGAAUGGUGAACAAACAAACCUCUCAUCACAACACUUGGAAAGCCAAGAUUCCAAGGGUGUACUGACUUGUGUCACUGUGUGUUUUGAUGGUAAAAAAUUUACCUGUGGCUUCGAAAAAUGUGGAAGGACCUUCAGCAAAGCCCGAGAGAUCCAAAAGCACUUGAAAAUUGUCCAUCCCAGCAAGUUUAAAAAAGAACAUGCGGUAUGCAGAAUGGUCGAAAAUGAAAAGCGCUCGAAGGCGAAACCCGUGAAGGAGCAUGAUGUUCAAGAUAAAGGUCCUUCUCAAGGAUCUGGUCAAGAACAGGUGACGGAGUCUGCGCCAACACUCGGCAGUCACGUAACUCCCGGUGAACUGGCUGGUGCGUUGACUGAAAUCGUUCUAGGGCUUAAUCAGCUAAGCCUUAAUUCUACCACUUCCAGGAAAGUCAGUCGUACUUCAUUUGCUUCAGGAUCUAAAGUGCCACAGGUGACCUGUCCUGAAACUGUGAAUGCUAUAUCGCAAGCCAAAGUAACAACAACAAGCAAACCGGAGUUAGGAUCUCACCAAGCAGCUGCUGAUUUGGCGAGACCGCCGUUAAAGGCUCAGCCGCCUCACAAGGCAGACUCGCCGCCUCACAAGGCAGACUCGCCACCCACGUCGGUAAAGGAUCCUCCUUUAAAUGGUGAUAAACCGGAUAACCGCUUGCACAUAAGCAAACCUUUCAUUUGUGAAGUUGAAGGCUGCUUCUAUAAAAGUGUUACUAGUCAUGCGCUGAUGAUGCACUAUGUCAAAAAGCAUGACUACACCGACGAGAAGGUGAAACAGAUGGACAUUUUUAACCCGCUCAAGUUCAAGCCUUUUAAAUGUCACCUUUGCUCGAGGGGUUACAAGGAAAAGAAAGAGUUGAAGGCCCAUUUGCGUCACAAACAUAAUAUGACUAAAGAUAUGGCAGAGCAAAUUAUAUGCUCUUUUGCAAGGAAGGAGGAGGAUUCUCCAUCUUCUGCUCUGAAGACAAAGGAGGUCCAGACUGACCAAAAGGAGGUCCAGACUGACCAAAAGGAUGGUCCUACUGGGAACAAUCGGCUUCUAAAUGGUGACCACUGUGUUGGGAAGGGCAACGCUGGCAGAAGUAAUGGCGAAAUUAUGACUGAACAUGAGAGUUUGAGGGGUAAUCACGUUUCACUGUCAGAAAAAGGCACUUCUGAGACUAAAACGGACGCGGAUGGAGCCUCACCGAACACAAGGGUCAGUGCGCGUUUGAUGACAAAAGUGAAGCCGGACGAAGACAAACCCUAUUGUUGUUUACAUAAGGGCUGUGGUGCUGGCUUCACUAAGAAGUUCAACCUUCUGCGUCACCUACAGCGUAUACACCACCAUCGCUCCAAUCUUUGUUGGCAGAAGACUUUUCCUUGUAAGCAUGAUGGAUGUAAUAAACGGUUUAAUCAUCAAUCCAGUCUGAACAGACAUUACCGCAAAGGCCAUCCCGUAUCGGAGGAUCCCAUUCCGAGGUUCAGCUGUACCUUUCCCCAGUGCAGUGCGUCCUACCACCUGCAGAGCAGCCUUCUGCGCCACACCAGUCAAGCACACCAGAAUCGGACUCCGCUGAAGUCCACGGCUCCGUCUUCAUUCUGCAAGUUCGAAGAUGUCUACAGGCGUUAUGACCGCUCGGGUCCCCUUGUCGUGCGUCUAGAAAGUACGCACAAGAGAGACGGUUCAAACAGUGGCUGCCAAAAAAAGCUGGUCAUCACAUCCAGUUCUCCACCUCUGAAGGUCUCCAAAAGGCUGUCUUUACAAUGCUCCCCUAAAGCUGAGGAGACUGUUGAACGCACUGAAGAAACCUCAGAGGAGGGACCAGAUGUCCAAUGUGUCAAACCAAAGAACGCGAAGAUCGACUUUGCAUACCGAACACCUGAGGAGGCUUUGCAGAUGUGCCAAGACCGCUGCUUAUCAGAGGCUUAUCCAUGCAUGGUACAGAGCUGCAAUUCUGUCGUCUCUAGCAAGCACAGCCUGCACCGACAUUACUUAAAGUGUCACAAAAUGCUUCAGACCAAGGUGAAAAACAGUAAAGACACACUUUUUUAUACUGCUGAGCAACUAGAAGAACUGAUACAAAAGAAAUCCACGGUAUCUGCUUUGCCAGAUUCAGACAGGGCUCCUAACGGAGUCCUCAAAAUGGAGUACCAAGCCAAGCCUGAGAACUCAAGGGCACCACACCUUCCCAUGAGCCUCCAUUCUAUAAAAAGUGAACAAGUGAAACGAGAGUCAUCUCCCUCGAGGGAUCCGACUCCAGAUUGCAGUGUAGUAAUUGGCGUAGAUGAUGUGGUUCAUAGGGAGUCUAAUGGCCAUGCAGAGAAGCAGCUGAUCAACACGGAGAACCAAACUCAGAAGGAACGAACAAAAACUCCCUCUCCUGCACCUCCUCUGGUGCCCCCUCCACCCCUUGACCUUUCUCCACCAUCUACCCUUAGAAUAAACCUCAACAAUGCUUCACUGGACCCUGUAAACAGAGAGAGCAAGGCUGUGAGUGUUCCCGCUACCAUCUUUAUACACACACACUCUUCCUUAACACGUCAACCUCUAAGGGGGAAAAAUUCCAAGCUCUCAGAGCCGUUACCUUCCGCACCUCAUCCACUGGUUCAAAAAGAUGCCAGUCUCGGCCAAGGUGCGUUCGACGUAGCGGCUUACAAGCCAUUGGGUUUCGAGUCCUCGUUUUUGAAAUUCAUACAGGAAAAGGAAGAGAAUUCUCAGCCCUUGCGGGGAGUGGCAGUCUUAAAACCCUGCUAUAACCCCGACGCUCCUCGCCGACGCGAUUCCUUCCGACACAACUACUCUGUCAAGGAGAACAACUUGAGGAGAUCCGGCAUCAGUCACAGUCGGAUGUCCUGCUUGCCCCCCCUUAAGUCCUUGCUUUCCGCAAAAGAAUGUAGUUCUAUCCAAAACCUGCGUUUUAUCUUGGAAAGGGCCUUAAUGGGUUGCGGUGACCAGGCAAUAAAGCAGCUUCAGUUCCUCAAGCCUGUGGUGGUUCUGGAAAGACCCAAGUCCUCCGCUUCCCUGCUGGAUCUUCUGCCCUCUGAAACACGAGCAUAAACUGUGCAAACUGCUACUUAGGACUGUGUAGAGUUUUCACCUCAUGGUUUUUUUUUUUUUUUGGUAAUCCAAAAUGGUUCCACUUUUUUUUUUAAAUCAUUAAAACAACUUCGUUUUUUUUGUUUGUUUUGUCCCCCCCCCCCCCCCCCCCCCCCCCCAAACUGCCAAGGUGUUGUUCCUUGAUUUUUGUUUUCCAUUCAAAAAUAAUAAUAAAAAAAGCUCUUUCAAUUAA
Molecule: messenger RNA, 5967 nt
Organism: Neoarius graeffei (lesser salmon catfish)
Lineage: Eukaryota; Metazoa; Chordata; Actinopteri; Siluriformes; Ariidae
Gene: rlf
Product: RLF zinc finger
Exons: 8
Coding region: 66-5735 (1889 amino acids)
Biological process (GO): regulation of transcription by RNA polymerase II
Cellular component (GO): nucleus
Molecular function (GO): DNA-binding transcription factor activity, RNA polymerase II-specific; DNA binding
Source: RefSeq, a predicted model, not a curated record